Conger conger (European conger) is the source of this 4394-nucleotide messenger RNA. It is a transcript of the gene wdr48a, whose product is annotated as WD repeat domain 48a. Gene Ontology annotation, biological process: protein deubiquitination; double-strand break repair via homologous recombination. Gene Ontology annotation, molecular function: ubiquitin binding. The transcript has 19 exons. The record is from RefSeq and is a predicted model, not a curated record. The coding region runs from base 31 to 2064 and encodes 677 amino acids. Lineage: Eukaryota; Metazoa; Chordata; Actinopteri; Anguilliformes; Congridae.
GGAAGUGACGUCAGCCUGUCAACAUGUAAGAUGGCGGCUCAUCACAGGCAGAAUGCUGCUGGGCGGAGAAAAGUACAGGUGUCGUAUGUCAUAAGAGACGAGGUCGAGAAGUACAAUCGCAAUGGGGUGAACGCACUGCAGCUGGACCCAGCCUUGAACCGACUCUUCACCGCUGGAAGGGACUCCAUCAUAAGGAUAUGGAGCGUCAACCAACACAAGCAAGACCCAUACAUAGCGUCGAUGGAGCAUCACACAGACUGGGUCAACGACAUUGUCUUGUGUUGCAACGGGAAGACAUUGAUAUCUGCUUCCUCAGACACCACUGUGAAAGUUUGGAAUGCACAUAAGGGAUUUUGUAUGUCUACGUUGCGGACACACAAGGACUAUGUCAAAGCCUUAGCGUAUGCAAAAGACAAGGAGCUGGUGGCCUCUGCCGGUCUUGACCGACAAAUCUUCCUUUGGGAUGUAAAUACACUAACAGCACUGACGGCCUCAAACAAUACUGUCACCACCUCCUCACUGAGUGGCAACAAGGACUCCAUAUACAGCCUGGCUAUGAAUCAGAUGGGAACAGUCAUUGUGUCUGGCUCCACUGAAAAGGUGCUGAGAGUCUGGGACCCAAGAACCUGUGCAAAGCUAAUGAAGCUAAAAGGACACACAGACAAUGUUAAGUCAUUGUUGCUAAACAGAGAUGGCACACAGUGUCUGUCGGGUAGCUCAGACGGAACCAUCCGGCUCUGGUCCCUGGGUCAGCAGAGGUGCAUCGCUACCUACAGGGUCCACGACGAAGGGGUGUGGGCGCUACAGGUCAACGAGGCCUUCACGCACGUCUACUCCGGGGGCCGGGACAGGAAGAUCUACUGCACAGACCUGCGCAACCCUGACAUCCGUGUGCUCAUCUGUGAGGAGAAGGCCCCAGUUCUGAAGAUGGAACUGGACAGGUCGGCCGACCCCCCUCCGGCCAUCUGGGUCUCCACCACCAAGUCCUCGGUCAACAAAUGGUCUCUAAAGGGCAUCCACAAUUUCCGAACAUCUGGCGAUUACGACAACGACUGCAGCACCCCCCUGACGCCCCUGUGUACGCAGCCCGAACAAGUCAUCAAAGGUGGAGCCAGCAUAAUUCAGUGCCACAUUCUGAAUGACAAGAGACACAUACUUACCAAAGACACAAACAACAAUGUGGCAUACUGGGAUGUUCUAAAGGCGUGCAAGGUUGAAGAUUUGGGGAAGGUGGAGUUCGAUGAAGAAAUCAAGAAGCGGUUCAAGAUGGUCUAUGUGCCAAACUGGUUCUCCGUAGACCUUAAAACAGGGAUGCUGACAAUCACUUUGGAUGAGAGUGACUGUUUUGCUGCGUGGGUCUCUGCCAAGGAUGCUGGUUUCACCAGUCCAGAUGGAUCCGACCCAAAAUUGAAUCUGGGCGGGCUGUUGCUCCAGGCCCUUCUGGAGUAUUGGCCCAGGACGCACAUUAACCCCAUGGAUGAAGAGGAGAAUGAGAUCAACCACGUUAACGGGGAACAAGAAAACAGAAUACAGAAAGGAAACGGUUACUUCCAGGUGCCACCACACACUCCAGUCAUCUUUGGAGAAGCAGGAGGGAGGACUCUCUUUAGGUUGUUGUGUCGGGACUCGGGUGGAGAGACGGAGUCAAUGUUGCUAAACGAGACCGUUCCGCAGUGGGUGAUCGACAUCACUGUAGAUAAAAACAUGCCUAAAUUUAACAAAAUCCCAUUCUACCUCCAGCCCCACUCCUCUUCAGGGGCAAAAACAUUAAAGAAGGAUCGCCUCUCGGCUAGCGACAUGCUGCAGGUGCGGAAAGUGAUGGAGCACGUCUACGAGAAGAUCAUCAACCUGGACAACGAGUCGCAGACCACCAGCUCGUCCAACAACGAGAAGCCGGGGGAGCAGGAGAAGGAGGAGGACAUGGCCGUGCUGGCCGAGGAGAAGAUCGAGCUGCUGUGCCAGGAUCAGGUUUUGGAUCCCAACAUGGAUCUGAGAACAGUUAAGCAUUUUAUCUGGAAGAGCGGUGGGGAUCUGACUCUUCACUACCGGCAGAAGUCGACGUGAGCCAAAAGCGGCAUGAGUCUGAGCACCCUGCAAGUCUCCAUCCAAACCAACCCCCCCCCCCCCCUCCCCUCCCUCACCGCCAGCCUGGACUUUGCACUCAUCGUACUGGUUCCAUGAGUAGUACUCUAGAAGCCACACUCAACCCUGGGUUAGAUGUUACUCUGAUCGACCAGGCCCACCACACAUUUUUACUCCAGAGAAGUCUGUUCCUUCUGUAACAGGCAAACAUUAUAGAGGGCCUCUGCCCUUCAAAAUGUCUACUUUGCAAAAUGAGAAGAGAACACGUGGGAUUUCUUGUGCUGUGUGUACAGUGGACGGGUUUAGACUAAAGUAAUAAUCCAGGGAAUUUUAGUUUUUAUGAUUUUCAAGGUUUUUUUUGUUUUGUUUUGUGUUUUUUUUUUUUCGCUUCUAAAGUUGUUUUUGUAUUUAAGAUUUUUAUUAUCAUGAUUUCAUUGUUUUGAGGGGGCAUCCAUUUUGAAUAAUGCCUUGUUGGUUGUACGCAUCAAUGUUCAUUUUCUGACAUGAGAAGCAAACCGCACGGUUUCCGGUUUCGUUUUUCCAUGUACAUUCCAGAAACAUACUCGUUCCCAAUGAUGAAUCACUGCAAUUCUCUCUUUCUCUUUUCGUAAGGGGUUGUAUUAAGAAUGACCUCGACAUUCAGGCAACAAUACAGAACAAUCAAGUGUUCCACGGAAUGUAAAGCAGUGAUGGGUAAUCGGCUGGCUUGUGUUGCUUAUUGGCUGUCAGUUUCACAGACUGAGACAGGUUGGUAACGGCUGGGUGGGGUUCACACAACAAACGUUUUUGUCAGUGUCUCUCUUUUCUGUAUAUAAUCUGUUCUUACUUUUAGGCAACUUGAAAUGUUUUAUUUUAAAUGGUUUUCUUUUCAGAGCAAAUAUUGUUUUCUUUAAAAGAAUGCAUUUUUUUUUUUUUACAAGAGUAUAAAGACAGUUUAACUGAAUAACCUUCCGUUCUUGAAAAGAAACACAAGUUCACGAAAGGGGCCAUUGCACCUUGAAGUGAAACCUCACCGUUGUUUUUCCAAUAUUACUCAGUCUGCUGUAAAGCAUCAAGCCUAAGUGUCGCUACUCAUAGGAACUAUUUCUGUCUGCCAUGAACGCUUUGUGGUCAACGCUGAGUAUCGGCUAAAGAGGAGAGCAGCAGUCUGUCAGUCCUUUCAUCUUUAUGCAACACCAACUGCUCUGCAAAAUCGAAAUCUAGAGAAUGACAAUGGGAAUUGCACAGUGUUAUAGCAAAAUGUAUUAUAUUUCUGGCGAAAAAGAAAUCCAUUUGGGAUUAGUCCAAAAAUAAAAUUUGAAAGACAACACUAUUUGUCUAUUUGUUGUAUAAGCUGUAAAUGAAGCAAAUUAGGGAAUAUGUAAAGCUGCCAUAUCCUCAACCCCUGUAUUAUGCUCCCUGUGUUGAUUAACUAUAUGUAGUAUAUUUUGGUUUAAUAACUGCUAAAUAAAUUGACCAAUAUGAAAAGUGUGAAGUUAUUUUAGUUAUCAGCGGUGCUAACCCUGCUUAUGUUGUACAGAUUCUGAUGUAAGUAGGAUGUUCUGAGGUAUUGAUUAUGAGGUGAAAUUUGACUUACUGGAUUUUCUAUGGAAUAAUAAAAUCGUUAUCUAACGGAUGAUUUUAGGUAUUUGAGCCUCAUCAGUCCUAAAGUGGUUCUGAGUGAUUAGUCACAAAGCGGAAUAAUACGCUGACUUGAAAUCACAUGCUUUUAAAAAGCUUUUUUAACCCCUAAAUACAGGGACUAGAUAGCCAUGAUAUGGGACUUUUACUGUAUCAGAUAAUGUUUUGGAAGAGAAUGUUUCGAGUGACUGACAUCAAGGCCUACGAAGGACCUAAUUUAAUCUCUAAAAUUUUGAGUGUUCAUUUGGAAGUUUGGUAUAUAUGGUAUGGUAAAAAAAAAGUGAUGCAGAACCAAAGAUGAGGAUUUUAACUUGAAUUAUUAAUUUUACUUUCAACUAUCUAGUAAAAGGAAUGUGAUUUGAAAUGGCCAAAAUUCUUCACAUUUUUUCUCUGACUUUAGCAGUGACUGUGCUUCCAUCUUGCCUACAUUUGAGUAAAAUGUGCAUUUUCUCCCAUGCGCACAACUAAUUAUUUGUAGUUAGUCACUCAUUUAUCACAGGUAUUUGAUUUUACUUGUUAAACUUUUUUUUAUUAAUUCCACAUUUGUGGAAUGAAGCCCCCGUAUGUGUCUUUACUGAGAAGCAACUUCCUGAUUCAUGUGGUUCCACUGGUUUUCUAUUACACAGACGCAUUCAAUCCUGGCUUCAACCGCCUGAUCAAUAAUAAAAAAAAAUGUUUCACAAAAUCAUAAA